Molecule: messenger RNA, 519 nt
Organism: Striga asiatica
Lineage: Eukaryota; Viridiplantae; Streptophyta; Magnoliopsida; Lamiales; Orobanchaceae
Source: the annotation of a GenBank genome assembly
AUGGAAGCUGCUGCUGGAGAUGCCAGACCACGAUACGUAAUUGCUCGCCGGAAAAAAUGUGCUUUUCGCCGGAAGCCGUCGAGGUUUCCUCUAUCGGGCUUCAUGAAAUACGCGGUCCCAUCAGCACUCGUGCUCCUGAACAUGAAGUACCCGUCCGGGCCCAACAAGAGCCCGUUUGGCGAAAUGCCUUCCGCCGUAUGGUGCUUUCUUGCAGCCACCGGCGCAUAUUGGCUGCUUGCCGGCCGGAAAAUUCGGGCCGCCAACCGGAAAUUAAUGCACGCCGCGGCUCGUGUGUGCGUGCUAGUCACUUUACUCUCCCUGCUCGCCUUUUUUCUCCCGGGAGAAAAAUGGACUCUGUUAAUUUUACCUCCAGCUGCUCUGCUGAUGUGGCAUGUGCUCGAGUUCGGGUACCGUUGGAGUGCUGCCAAGGUUGCGAAUGUUGUCGGCAGAAUUCGAGCCAAGCAGCAACAGCAGCAGACUUUGCCCGUGUCCAACUAUCCUGUUCGCGAAUCGAUUUAG